This is a messenger RNA of Procambarus clarkii (red swamp crayfish), 4266 nucleotides long. RefSeq lists its product as uncharacterized. The record is from RefSeq and is a predicted model, not a curated record. NCBI's taxonomy places the organism in Eukaryota, Metazoa, Arthropoda, Malacostraca, Decapoda, Cambaridae.
GUCCAAGCACACAGUAUAAGAGAUAACGAGGAGGAGGACCGACGGUGCUCCAUGGUAGCUUUAAAUACUUUACAAAUCUCCUUGACAUGUUUGCCGCCUGGAUCCCUCGCUUUAAUUGCCUAGUUAAGGUUCCUGGAACAUCUAUAAUGGGAUAAACAUUGUCUCAUACCUAUGAUUGCAUAAAUGGUUUAUCUUGUGUGAAGGAGGGUCUUCUCUGCUUGCUCGCCCUUGGUCUGUCUGUGGCCCAUAGUGGAUCCUACUCUAGAUAUUUUCAAGAUACUCACGAGUUCAAGAUGUCAAACAUUUACACACCAGAGGACUUCGCCUUUGCCAAACUGUACAAGUGUGUUCAUGUGCCAGGACAGAAAGCUAUGUGUGAUGUAGCAAGGGCUAUGUAUGCUGACAGUCGAAUGAACACAAAAGGCGGAACUAUGUCUCUCAGAGAUUUUUGUACUCAGACUGGUAAAAAAGAGAAUGAGUUUGAUAAUCACCUUGAUGAUAAUAUUAUGGUGGUUGAAUUUGAUAUUACUUUUGCAUUUAAAUUGAUGUCAAUAGCAUGUAACACACUCUACUCAGAUUUAAAUUGUCAGGCACAGAUUAAUAACUUGAAGCUUUUAAGAAAUGAAAUUAAUCACAACUAUUCAAAAGCCGAGGACAGUAUGAAGGACACAUGUGAUAAACUGAAGACAAUCAUUAAAGAUAUAUAUAAAGGUGUGGGUUUAGUUGUGAAUCAAAAUUUUGACACAGAGUACUCGAAUGCAGUAAAAAUACUUGAUGAAAUCAUUGCUGCAAAAGUUCAGGCAGGUAAUGUGGCCACCAUUGAUGACAUAAUGAAGUUUAAGAAGGAUAAGAUAUUUGUAAUGACUACUGAAGGUCGAGAUGAACUUCAUGCAAAUUAUCAGAAUUUGAAGAUUUUAAACCCUUUCAUCAUAUUGUUGGAUGAUUUUCAUAAGAUUAAAGACUUUCGAGUGGACAAGAUUUUUACCCCAUUGGAAAUUGAGGACAGAAAGGGUGAUAUUGAUAUGAAAGAAAUCCUGACAGUGACAACACGAGUAUCAUAUACAGGGGAAGAAAGACUGCCAGGGUUGUUAUUGUUCCAUGGUCUUCCUGGGUGUGGUAAGACAUCCCUAUGUCGGUAUCUUAUUGACAAGUGGCUCGAGAGCAGCACAGAGAUAGAUGGUCUGAGCAAUUUUGAUCUUGUUAUUCUUGUGGAGGUUCGGAGGACAGUUUCAGGAAAUGUAUUAGAGUACUUAAGUGAACAGUUGAUGCAUGAAACAUGUGGAAAGUUUAAAGAGGAAGAUAUUAUUUCAAUACUGAAAGAGCUGAGUAUUUUAUUCAUUAUUGAUGGUUAUGAUGAAAAAACAGAUAGAUCUAGUGGUCUUGUGAAAGAUAUUUUCAAAAAUUUUGGUGACAAGCGCAUCAUCAUCACAACUCGACCUGAAAAACUGAAAGAAGCUGUAAACAUAGCAAAAAAAUGCAAUAUUUAUUAUCUUGAAAUUAAGGUGUGUGGUUUUGAUGAUGACAGACUUAAGGAGUUUUCAAAAAAACUAUUCAGGGAGAUAAUAAAUAAAAAUGACUAUGAUAUGGAAAUAAGCAACUUUUUCAAGUAUAUUGAUGGACCAGGAAGGGUGUUGGAUGAACACUUGAAGCUUCCACUAACCACUUCCCUUUUAAUCAUUCUUUGGAAACACGAUUCGGAGAUUGUAAACCAGGUGACCACGCUUACUCGUCUCUAUCAAGAGCUUUUCUGGCUGUGUCAAGAGAGGUUAGCUCGGCGCCUAAGUAGUAAAUGUGCUGUGCCAUAUCAAAAGAUAAAGGGAGAUCUAGCUGAGCUAUUGAUUCAUUUAGGAGACCAAGCUUGGAUUAUGCUACAGGCAGAAAUGUACACACUGCAAGAAAAUAAUCUAACUGAGAUUUGUAAAAUAUGUGAUGACAAGAAAUUACUAUCACAGGAGGUCCUGGCAGCUUUUUUAACAUGUGAGGCUGAUAAGAAUUCAAAAGAGAAAUAUAUACCGGUAUAUGAAUUCUUUCAUAGGAGCCAAAUGGAGUAUUUUGCUGCUGAAUUUUUGAGUGACUGCAUCAAAAAGAAGAAAUUUAAUUUCAAAGAUGUAGCAAACCAGCCUGAGAGUUGGGAAUCAUAUCAGGAGGUUAUAAAGUAUCUAACAGGUCACUUGGCAAGUCAGAAAAUUUUAGAAGACAAAGUUGAAGACCUCUUUUCUCUCAUUGCUAAAGCAGGUAUUGAAGAUCAGAAUUAUAACUUCUGGUGGAAUAUACUUAAUGAGAGUCAGCCAGUAAUAAGAAAUAAAAAUAAUAAAUUUGAAAAAGUGGCUCAUCCCAAGAUAAAUACCAUCAUUGCCAAGGACAAAUUACGAAACAAGGACUGGAACCUAGACCAUACAAAUGUUGUCUCAGCCUUGAAACUUCUUAGUUUCACUCCAGUCCAACCUAACAGUCUGAAAAUAGAGAUUGAGGGGAACAAAAACCCCCAGAAAUUACCAAUGUUCUUGGAUGUAAUGGAAGGGGUUGGUAACAAGCUGAAGGAACGAAAGACCAGGAGGAUGAUAAAUGUAGAUCUUGCCUUGCUGAAUCAUGAACGUUAUGAAUGUCAAAACACUUCAGAGUCAUUCCUUGAUGCAUUGGAAUCCUGGGCCAAUCUGACAAAUUUUACUGGCAGUCUUGAGAAGCCAAAAAAUCUUUCUAACUACAGAAGUAUCAAGACUAUUCGCGUGAAAGUGACAAAUUUAGAGGCUCUUGAAUCCUUGAGGAAUUUACAAAACACCAGGACUCUACGCAUUACUCUCCAACUGUCACCAAAUGAUUAUCAAGCAGAACAUUUUCCUGAUUUAGAAUACAAGGGAAACCUAGAAAUCUCCAUGCUUGACUUGAAGGAUCAUCACCAAUCUUGGAUAGUGGAAGUUGUUAAAAGACUGGGUAAAGGAUGUGGGUGCUGGCGCCUGUCUCUACAAUUUUCCGAUGUCAAGAAUACGACAAUUGAGUGGCUGGUGAAGAAACUUAAAAACUAUUUAAGUGACAAGCUGACCAUCAAAAGUAACAUAGAGCAAUCUGAUGUAUACUUGGAAACUCUGAAUAUGAUGGCUGCUUUUGAUGUUGUAUGGCUUACAUAAUGCGAGGCCUACUUUGCAGUUACCUUGCAAUGAUUUAGGGGCUCAAUGUCCCCGCAGCCUGGUCCUCGACCAGGCAUCCUCAUUGCUGGACUGGUCAACUGUUGGAUGUGGAUGCUUGCAGCUUGACGUAUGAAUCACAGGCUGAUCUUAUUGGGCCUCACAGAACAUCAGAUCUAUUGAGAUAUUUAUUUCCAGGUAUCAACCAGGGCAGAUCGUAUUAAAACUGACAGCGAGACAGUGACAGUAAAGACGAAAUGAAAAAGCGACAGAAAAAUUGCUGUGAUCCACGACAGGAGAGUCCAAUGAUGCAAACUCCCAGGAAUUGUCAACAGGAAACCCUAAUCAGCAGGAUGCAAGACACGCAGAUUAAUAGAAGGCAGCGGCUGUUAUUCCCUACAACAUGUCAACUGAACUUCCAUCAAAAGCUGGAGUGUAUGAUACAUCUGGCUAAGGAGUGUUUUGAAUAUGAACCAAUAUUCAAUGAGGGUCUUCGCUGGCCCUAAAUAACAGUUGGGACAGAAAAGGCUGUGGAACACCUAACAACGGUUGGUUUUGAGAAUAUUGUGGUUAUUCCAGAAGGUAUGAUGCACACCAAGAUCACAGUUUUUAAGUAUCCAACUUAUUUGGAUCCUGAUUAUCUUCUUCUCAACAAUGAUAGUGUUGUUUGGGCAAAGAGGAACAGUGUUUGUGGUGAAAAACAAAGCCAAGUUGUUGCCUUGGUAAAGGGUGAGGCUUCAGAAAGAAUUUUUGUGCAAAGAUUAGGCUACAGGAAAGUUGCAAAAUACUUUGAGGAGCCCAUAUUAUGCAUGAAGUGUUCUCGUUUGGGACAUAUGACUUGGAAAUGCCAGUUUAACCCCAGGUUAAACUGGCAUUUGUGUGGCAUUUAAACCAGGUAUUGUGGUAAGAAACACGACUCGCGAAAGUGUAGAGUCAAGAUUGAAAAAGGUGAAAAGUUCAUCCCAUCUUGUUGCAAUUGUCGAGGUAACCACAAUGCUGUUUCCUAUCUAUGCCACAUGACAACCCGUCCUCUUAAAAAGAACGUCACUUUUGGCCCGUAUGCGCGAUAUGGCUAAAUUUGGACGUAAUUUGAAAUGAAAUCGACUCACAAAAGUGACGUUCUGUUCCGUUUUCUAUUUGAGUC